This is a messenger RNA of Sorghum bicolor (sorghum), 1197 nucleotides long. Its product is annotated as vegetative cell wall protein gp1. NCBI's taxonomy places the organism in Eukaryota, Viridiplantae, Streptophyta, Magnoliopsida, Poales, Poaceae. The transcript has 2 exons. The record is from RefSeq and is a predicted model, not a curated record. The coding region runs from base 1 to 1197 and encodes 398 amino acids.
AUGGCUUCUCUCAUCCUUCAAAUCGUCUGGAUGGCGAUGAACCGUGCCCGAACAUUGGGCACACACUUCGGCAACAACCGCCUUCAGGCGGAACUACUGGAGGACAUCCGGGAACUCCUUGGAGAAGCUCGCGGCUAUCGCUUUCGGGGCAAACGCCGUGAUCUCAACAGGAACCCCGGGCGUUUUCCUGUACGACGUCGUUUCGGGGGAAACCGACAUGCAAACGUCGGCCCUCCGUCACGGCGUUCGGUGGUGUCGUCCACGGCUUCGCCCGCGGCGCCAUCCGCGGCUCCGCCCGCGGCGCCACCGUCGAGGGCACCAACUCCACCAGCGCCUCCAGCGCCGGUCCUCACCUUGCCGACUCCACCCCGGCCUCGGUGCCCGCUCCACGGCGAUGGCCCGUGCCCACCACCGCCACCAUCCAUGGUGGCCAGCCAAUGGCUGUCACUGGGCAUAGAGCCGCAGUCGCCGAUUCGGUACCCGACGCCGACGCCGUCUUCUGAGCAGGCUGCGCACAGCCCGCCUCCGCGCCGUCCAUCUCCACCAACCAUCGCGGCGCGGAUGUCGGCGCCGACUCGUCUGCCGGCGUACAUCGUCGACCCGGCGCUCGCUGCUCCACCACCACCGCCACCACCUCCUCCUUCGCGUCUUCGCCGCACGUGGAUCAGCAGUGGCGCCCCGCGCGGCGGCACCUCGCACGAGAGAGCAUCGCGGGCGCGCACGCUCGCGGCUCACUCGACGCGGCGGUUCGCGGCCACGGUGGCUCGGCCUGCCUUCGCGACUCUGGCACCGCCCAGCGCGUGGACUCGACGCAGCUCCGGCCGCCUUGACGCGGCAGCGGCCCAACCCGGCGCGAAACGGCCCGCGUCGAAGGGCGCCACCGUGGCCCCGCGCGACCUCGCGGCGGCCGAGCGGCUCGCCGGACCUCUGCGUGAGCACGACUGGAGACCGCGGCGCGGGCUCGACGCGGCUGCCCCCGCGGCCGUGGCCACCGAGCGCGACGGCCUGGCUCCUCCACGCGCCGCACGACGCGGCCACGCGCGGCGUCCCGACCGCGCACCACUCCUCUCAGUCGCCCGCGCGGCGAAGUGGGGCCCACGGGCCCACGCGGCCCCACGCGCAGGGCGCGCCCUCCCGGCGGCGGCGGUUGGAGCCGCCCUGGCUGCUGGCGGCGGCGACUUGGGGGCUGGGGGUUAG